Messenger RNA from Physeter macrocephalus (sperm whale), 2099 nucleotides. It is a transcript of the gene ZNF467, whose product is annotated as zinc finger protein 467. Gene Ontology annotation, biological process: regulation of transcription by RNA polymerase II. The transcript is spliced from 4 exons. The record is from RefSeq and is a predicted model, not a curated record. Lineage: Eukaryota; Metazoa; Chordata; Mammalia; Artiodactyla; Physeteridae. Gene Ontology annotation, molecular function: RNA polymerase II cis-regulatory region sequence-specific DNA binding; DNA-binding transcription factor activity. The coding region runs from base 39 to 1808 and encodes 589 amino acids.
UGUGGCCGGAUCCCCAGGAGGAGUUAUUCUGGGUUGCCAUGAGAGAGACCUUCGAGGCCCUCAGGUCCCUGGGACUCUCUGUGGGACAGCCGGAGAUGGCCCCCCAAAGUGAGCCUGGGGAAGAGUCCCAUAAUGCCCAGGAACAGAUGUCCCCUCCCCGGGAAGAGAGAGCGCUGGGCAAAUGCUCAGGGCGUGAGGCCCCCAGACCAGAGGAAGGUGCCCCCACUGAACAAGGUGAAGCUCCCUGCAGAGGAGGCCGGGCAUGUGCACCACGGAAGGCUGAGCCCAUGGGCUCCUGCCCAGGGGAGGAGUGGAUGAUUCGGAAGGUGAAGGUGGAGGAGGAGGAUCAGGAGGCAGAAGAGGAGGUGGAAUGGCCCCAGCACCUGUCAUUACUCCCCAGCCCCUUUCCCGCACCUGACCUGGGGCCUCUGGCCGCCGCCUAUAAGCUGGAGCCGGGGGCCCCGGGGGCACUGGGCGGGCUCGCGCUGGCGGGGUGGGUCCCGACCUCGGAGAAGCCCUACGGCUGCGGGGACUGUGAGCGCCGCUUCCGGGACCAGCUGACCCUGCGGCUGCACCAGAGGCUGCACCGCGGCGAGGGCCCUUGCGCCUGCCCGGACUGCGGCCGCAGCUUCACGCAGCGCGCGCACAUGCUGCUGCACCAGCGCAGCCACCGCGGCGAGCGGCCCUUCCCGUGCUCCGAGUGCGGCAAGCGCUUCAGCAAGAAGGCCCACCUGACCCGCCACCUGCGCACGCACACGGGCGAGCGGCCCUUCCCGUGCGCGGAGUGCGGCAAGCGCUUCAGCCAGAAGAUACACCUGGGCUCGCACCAGAAGACGCACACGGGCGAGCGGCCCUUCCCCUGCCCCGAGUGCGAGAAGCGCUUUCGCAAGAAGACGCACCUGAUCCGCCACCAGCGCAUCCACACGGGCGAGAGGCCCUACCAGUGCGCGCAGUGCGCGCGCAGCUUCACGCACAAGCAACACCUGGUGCGGCACCAGAGGGUCCACGAGGCGGCCGGCCGCGCCCCGCCCUCCCCCGACGCGCCCGCCUCGCCCCCGUCCCCUGCCCCGUCCCCCACGCCGUCCCCUCCCGGGCCCAAGCCUUUCUCCUGCUCCGACUGCGGCCUGAGCUUCGGCUGGAAGAAGAACCUCGCCGUGCACCAGCGUCUGCACCGUGGCGAGGGGCGCCCUUUCGGGUGCGACGAGUGCGCACUGGGCGCCACCGUGGACCCCGCCGCUGCCACCGAGCCCUUGGCCUGCGCGCCCCGGAGCACACCGGCGCCCCCGGGCGCUCCCGCGAGCCAGCGGGCCUUCCUCUGCCCGGACUGCGGGCGCGGCUUCGCCCACGGGCAGCACCUGGCGCGGCACCGGCGGGUGCACACGGGCGAACGGCCCUUCUCCUGCGCGCAGUGCGGCCGCCGCUUCGGCUCGCGGCCCAACCUGGUGGCCCACUCCAAGGCCCACAGCGGCGCCAGGCCCUUCGCCUGCGCGCAGUGCGGCCGCCGCUUCAGCCGCAAGUCGCACCUGGGCCGCCACCAGGCGGUGCACACAGGCAGUCGGCCCCACGCCUGUGCCGUGUGCGCCCGCAGCUUCAGCUCCAAAACCAACCUGGGCCGCCACCAGGCCGUCCACACGGGUUCCCGCCCCUUCUCCUGCCCUCAGUGCGGCAAGAGUUUCAGCCGCAAGACCCACCUGGCGCGACACCAGCGCGUCCACGGCGGCGCCGCCCUCCCGACCUCCGAACCUGACCUCUUGCCUCCGGCCUGGCCCACUCCCACCGAGGUGGCGGCAUCCCCGCUCUUUUUCUGAGCCUCGUUCUAGGCCGGACCCUGCCUUUGCCUUCUUUUGUUCCCUGCUUCCAGAGACCCAUGCCUGACGACAGCUCCUGGGCGGAGGAGCACGAUGGCAUGAACAGCCUCUGGCCAUUUUCCUUCCCUCUCUGUCUUGCUGGGGAGAAGUCCGGAAAGGAUAACCGGCUUUGACAUUCUGGGACAAAAACAGUGCUGAGAGUGAAUCCUUGCUAGGAACAGUUCAGGCCUGAGUUCCUGAAAAUCUCCCACCCAGAGACCCCAUCGGAAAGCAGACGUUUCCCGGACCACU